GCACGCUCGGCCCCAGGCUCGCUCGGGGUUGGCUGCCGCAGGACUCGGGGUGGUCGCUGCGGCCUCGAGAGCGCAUUUUUUCCUCCCUCCCCCUCCCGGUGUUUUAGUUCCCCGGCUUCCUCCCGCCGGCCGCCGUUUGUGUGUUUGGUUUUUUAAAAACCAACUUUAUUGUUCCCUCCCGGGUGGCAGCCCCCGCCCCGCGCGCUGCGCGCGUCCUCAGGAUGCACUGAGGCUGCAGGGAAGCGGCGGCGGCGGGUCCCGGUCCCCGCUCCCUCGCCCUCUUCUCCGAGCGCCCAGCCCGGGGAGGGGGGAGUUAUGAUGUCCGGCAGCCGCCAGGCUGGUCCCGGCGCUGCCGGGACAGGGCCCGGCUCCUCCGCGGCCUCCUCGGUCACUUCCGCCUCCUCGUCGUCGUCGUCGUCGUCGCCCCCGACCCUAACGGCGGUGGUGGCCGCGGCGGGCUCCAGCGGGUCCGCCGGCUCGGGGGGCCUCGGGGCCACUGUGCGGCCUCUCAUGGUGGCCGCCGCCGUGUCGGGCUCGGGAGGCGGAGGAGGCGGGGGCGGCGGGGCUCUGGCCGCGGGCCUCUCCCGGCUUGGGGGCUCGACCAGGCCCGGGAGUGCCGUCAACAGCGGCGGGGGCAGCUCGGGCAGCGGCAGCAGGAAGCGGCCUCUGCUCACCCCUCUCUGCAAUGGGCUCAUCAACUCGUACGAGGACAAAAGCAACGAUUUUGUCUGCCCCAUCUGUUUUGAUAUGAUUGAAGAAGCAUACAUGACGAAGUGUGGCCACAGUUUCUGCUAUAAAUGUAUCCAUCAGAGCCUGGAAGACAAUAAUAGGUGUCCCAAGUGUAAUUAUGUUGUGGACAAUAUUGACCAUCUUUACCCUAAUUUCUUAGUGAAUGAACUCAUUCUCAAACAGAAGCAAAGAUUUGAGGAAAAGAGGUUCAAGUUGGACCAUUCAGUGAGUAGCACCAAUGGCCACAGGUGGCAAAUAUUUCAAGAUUUAUUGGGAACUGAUCAAGAUAACCUUGAUUUACCGAAUGUCAACCUGAUGCUGGAACUACUUGUACAAAAGAAAAAACAGCUGGAGGCAGAGUCACAUGCUGCCCAGCUACAGAUCCUUAUGGAAUUCCUCAAGGUUGCAAGGAGAAAUAAAAGAGAGCAACUGGAACAGAUCCAAAAGGAGCUAAGUGUUCUGGAGGAAGAUAUUAAACGAGUGGAGGAAAUGAGUGGUUUAUACUCUCCUGUCAGUGAGGAUAGUAAAGUACCUCAGUUUGAAGCUCCCUCUCCAUCACACAGUAGUAUUAUUGAUUCUACAGAAUAUAGUCAACCUCCAGGUUUCAGUGGCAGCUCUCAGAGUUCAAUUGUAUUGAGAGGAAUCUGGUUCCAUAGCUACUUGACAAAGAAGCAGCCUUGGUAUAACAGCACAUUAGCGUCACGACGAAAACGCCUCACUGCUCAUUUUGAGGAUUUAGAGCAAUGCUACUUUUCUACAAGGAUGUCUCGGGUCUCAGAUGAAAGUAGAACUGCAAGCCAAUUGGAUGAGUUUCAAGAGUGCCUUUCUAAGUUCACUCGAUACAAUUCAGUUCGACCCUUGGCUACUUUGUCUUAUGCUAGUGAUCUCUAUAAUGGUUCAAGCAUAGUCUCCAGUAUUGAAUUUGACCGAGAUUGUGACUAUUUUGCCAUUGCUGGAGUAACAAAGAAGAUCAAAGUAUAUGAAUAUGGGACAGUCAUACAAGAUGCAGUGGAUAUUCAUUAUCCUGAAAAUGAGAUGACCUGCAAUUCCAAAAUCAGCUGUAUCAGCUGGAGUAGUUACCAUAAGAAUCUAUUAGCCAGCAGUGAUUAUGAAGGCACAGUCAUCCUAUGGGAUGGAUUCACAGGACAGAGGUCAAAGGUCUACCAGGAACACGAGAAGAGAUGUUGGAGUGUUGAUUUUAAUUUGAUGGACCCAAAACUUUUGGCUUCAGGUUCUGAUGAUGCAAAAGUAAAACUGUGGUCUACCAACCUGGACAAUUCAGUGGCGAGUAUUGAAGCCAAGGCAAAUGUGUGCUGUGUCAAAUUCAGCCCUUCGUCUAGAUACCAUUUGGCUUUUGGCUGUGCGGAUCACUGUGUCCAUUAUUAUGAUCUUCGCAACACUAAACAGCCCAUCAUGGUGUUCAAAGGACAUCGAAAGGCAGUUUCCUAUGCAAAGUUUGUGAGUGGGGAAGAAAUUGUUUCUGCGUCAACUGAUAGUCAACUGAAGUUGUGGAAUGUAGGGAAACCACACUGUUUGCGUUCCUUCAAGGGCCAUAUCAAUGAAAAGAAUUUUGUUGGAUUGGCUUCCAAUGGAGAUUACAUAGCCUGUGGAAGUGAAAAUAAUUCCCUCUACUUAUACUACAAGGGCCUUUCAAAGACGUUGCUGACUUUUAAAUUUGAUACAGUCAAAAGUGUCUUAGACAAGGACCGAAAAGAAGAUGACACAAAUGAAUUUGUUAGUGCUGUUUGUUGGAGGGCACUACCAGAUGGGGAGUCCAAUGUGCUGAUUGCUGCUAACAGUCAGGGGACAAUUAAGGUGCUCGAGUUGGUAUGAAGGAUCAUCCCUCAAGAAAAGACUGACUGGGUCCUGCUGAACCAUAUCUGCAGUUAACCAAGAGAAAAGAAAGGAAACCUUCAAAUGAUGUCCCUCCCUAAAACCAUCAUGGGUUUUUUGUUUUGUUUUGUUUUCAAUUUUUCUCCCUCACCCUUUUUUUUUCCAUCCCUUUCCCCCAUCUACGGACUCUUUAGAACCUCUGACACACUGGGAACACCCAGCAAACUCUCCACCAUCAACAUAACUCCACGGACUUUGCUGCUGCUGGUGGUGGUGUGGUUGUCUAAUUUUUAUGAUAGGGAAACAAAUUCUUUUAAAUAAAAACAAAUAACAAAAAAGAAUAAUAUUUUAUUGAGCCACAACUAAAUUAGGAAAGUUCCUGUCAUUGUAGUUAAUGAAGAAAAGACUAUAAGAACUGUAGACCUGAGAUCUAAUGAGUCUUUAGUUUCAGUCAUGGACAAGACAGUUAUAGAAAAUGAGCAGUUAUAGAUGGGAUUUGAACUCAUUUAAGAGAGAAAUGUGAUAAGAAAAGGUGACAGGUUUUUUGUUGUUGUUGUUGUUUUGUUUUUUGUUUUUUUUUCAUGAUUUGAAUGCUCACAAGAGAUAAGUUAAUAGCAUCAUGGCCUGAACUGGCAUGUAAAUCUUUGAACAGAUGUACUGUCAGCAGCUGUGUGUGAGCCCAGCUUUCUCCCUACACCUGGUCAGGUUUUUCAGAUCCUGACCUACAGGAACACUUCAUAGGCUGGUGGAAAGUGUGUGCUUCCAGACAGCUCAAUGCCUAGGCUCCUCUCAAGUCUACUUAAUGUCACCUGGACAUCCAUCCAACUCAAUUUAUGUGAAAUACAGCUCUCAGAUUGUCAUGGUUUUCAGUUCCAGAGUAGGCUAGAUUUGUGCCGUGAUUGAAGGAGAAAGAUUGGAAAUGCUAUUACCCAAACCUCUGAGCCAUUAAGUCUCUUAGGUAGUGUAUUUUGAGUAUUUUUUAAAUAGUUUUCAAGUCAUUUAAAAAAAUGGAAUCCCCACAACCAGGAAAUGAAAAAGAAGGGACAAGGAUUAAAACCACGAUGUCUAUUUUCACCAAAAGACUUUUGCUUCCACAAAAUUUCACCUUACCCAUUUUAUGUUCAUAGGACAGGCCUGAGAUUUGAUUUGGACCAUGGCCUGACACAUAAAAAUUGAUAGGACAGGGUAUCUAUCACACUAUUUUUCCCUACCCCUAUCAAUCAAGAUAAUUCUAUCACAAAGGUUCCUGAGAGUUAGAAGAACAUUACAAUUACUUCUGAUUCCACUCUGAUUGAAAACAGUCUAGUCAGCUACCAAAGCAGGCCCUAAAGAAUUAUUCCCUCCACUCCCAGCAAUUAAUGACCAGGGUAUUGUGCCUGAAAGUAGAGAUUUAAAGAUUUUAGGAUCUCUGCCUAAGUCAGUAGUAGGCAGACAUGGUGCAGGUCAUUAUGAAAAUAAGAAAGUGGAAGUUAAUAGCUUUUGGUUAAACUUAGUAAUAGCAAGAAUAGUGUUUGUCCUACUGACUUAAACUGUGGGACUAUUCUAGAGCUGGGCUUCUUAAACUUUUACCACUCAUUACCCCUUUUCUCCUGAGAAAUAUAUGUGACCCUGUUUACAUAGGUAUACAAAUCAAGUAUUAACUGAUAACCAUAAUUGCACAAUCCCCCACAUUCAGUUACAUAAACUCACAUGGGGUCAUAGCCCAUAGUUUUAAGAAGCUUUUCUCUUUAUGAUGAGAGAUUCUUGGGCUUUUUGAACAAGUAAAAAUCAUUUUAAGGGGAGAGAUGUGGCUUAAACUUCACUGCUUUAUUUUCCUUUGGAGAAAUAUAUAUAUAUGGGGGGGGAAAUACACA
Sarcophilus harrisii (Tasmanian devil) is the source of this 4415-nucleotide messenger RNA. RefSeq names its product COP1 E3 ubiquitin ligase (gene COP1). Bases 316 to 2562 code for a protein of 748 amino acids. The transcript has 21 exons. NCBI's taxonomy places the organism in Eukaryota, Metazoa, Chordata, Mammalia, Dasyuromorphia, Dasyuridae. The record is from RefSeq and is a predicted model, not a curated record. Gene Ontology annotation, biological process: proteasome-mediated ubiquitin-dependent protein catabolic process. Gene Ontology annotation, molecular function: protein binding; ubiquitin protein ligase activity.